AUGCAACCAGAUGGAAAUGGGUUGAAAAGAUAUUGCCAUGACCGUACCUGCAAAACUCUCCACCAAUUUGGCUCUGAGCUUUCAUCUGGAUCCAUUUCUCAAUUUGGUGGAAUUACCCACACUAACAACCACUGGACUGCAUUUGUCAUCUCCUCUAGGGAAUCGACCAUCUUCAUCGCUGAUUCCUUACACUGGCCAAUGGGGAACAAUGGGCCACCUGCCAGAGUCAAGGAGGCAGCCGCUACUCUUCAGUGGUGGCUCAACGCAUUGUAUUUGAGUUCAAAUCAAUCAGUCUCUCCAUUCCGGAUUGUGAGGCUGCCAAUUGCUUACCAGAAGGACUUCUUCUCAUGCAGCAUCUUUGCACUCAAUGCACUGAUGCACCAUUUCAUUCCAUCCCAAUACUCCCUCAGCACCGGCAAUGAUAUGGUGAUGAUAUGCAUCAAGCUUCUUGUGUCAAUCCUUGAUCAUCAUGCUGCACAUGGAACACCUGGCCCUGAAGUGAUCACACCAAUAACAACAGCUGCCCCAGUGGUAGCAACCCCAGUGGCAGCCAUUGGAGCAACAACAAUGCCAGUCAGAGUGACAGUGCCACCAGUGGCAACAAUCCCCAUAGCAAAGGCCAGCCCAUCAACAAUGUUUACCCAAGUAGCAACAAUGCCAAUCAAGGUGAUCGUGAUGUCAGUACCAAGAAUGGAGCCAAUGGUGGUAGAACCUACUGUGCAGACAGGCACCCUGGCCCCGACAACCAUUUUGCCCAACCCUGAUGCCAAAAAACCAAUUGGAAAAUGGAAGCUGGACCUCACCUUUCAGGAGGGGGAUGAGGGGCAUGGACUGCUGCGGUUUUUCAGCCAUGCAAGUCGUGAGGAAUAUGAGGGGCAAUCAUUGGUUGAACUCAAGAGAAUUGCUGAAAGAUCUGAAGAAGCACAGGUGCAAAGGUCACAUGUGGUGGAAAAGAGGGAGGAGCAAGGGGGGUCACUUAGGGAAAUAUCUCACCUGAUGUCCCUUUUCAGGUUUCAGCAGCUUUGA
Cantharellus anzutake is the source of this 1026-nucleotide messenger RNA. RefSeq lists its product as uncharacterized. Gene Ontology annotation, biological process: proteolysis. The coding region runs from base 1 to 1026 and encodes 341 amino acids. The transcript is spliced from 2 exons. Lineage: Eukaryota; Fungi; Basidiomycota; Agaricomycetes; Cantharellales; Hydnaceae. The record is from RefSeq and is a predicted model, not a curated record. Gene Ontology annotation, molecular function: cysteine-type peptidase activity.